Molecule: messenger RNA, 4021 nt
Organism: Amaranthus tricolor (Joseph's coat)
Lineage: Eukaryota; Viridiplantae; Streptophyta; Magnoliopsida; Caryophyllales; Amaranthaceae
Product: zinc finger CCCH domain-containing protein 53-like
Exons: 9
Coding region: 1418-3739 (773 amino acids)
Molecular function (GO): RNA binding; metal ion binding
Source: RefSeq, a predicted model, not a curated record
CUACAUCUAUCAUCAGGUAAAUUACCUAUUAUUAACUGAUUUCAUAAAAUAGUAAACACACCAAACCAAUAAUAAAUAUAUUUUAUUAGACUAAUAAUAAUAGAUAGUUUACCCAUCGAGUCAACUAAAUUUUUUCUGUAUCCGAGUAUAACGUUAUAACCUAUGAUUAAUUAUUCCUAAUUGAAGUAUCCAAGUAUAUGAGCAGGCGGAAAACAAGAAGAUAAAAAGGGUAGAGAAGUAGAGAGAGAUAAUAGUUGUGGUAAAAAGAGGUAGGAGGAAAAGGAGAGUGAGAACGUGGUGUGCUUGUAUUUGAACCAGAUCUGGAUCCACUUCAGUCUUCAGUCUCCUCAACUAUAUCUUUCUCUUCUCUCUACAUACACCUGAUAGUCUGAUACACAUUAGCUACAUAAACUUCAUCAUAAAAUACUUUUACUAGAGAGAAAGAGAAACACAGAUCAAUCACUCCUAUACUUCCUUCUUUAAGACUGAGUAGUAAAUACUGAAAAAAAGAAGAUAGGAGUAAUUAUUUAAUGGGUGUUUCUGUUUUAAAAGCUGAAACUGUGUAUUCAGCUACAAUUACUUCUGCUGCAUCAAAACAAGAAGGCGGUGGUUUAAGUAAGCUUUUGUAGUAAAAUCUUAAUCAUUUAUCAUCAUCAUCAUUCUGAUGCGCCAAAGUCAGUGGAUAAUACUGGAUAUACUCCAUCAAACUAAAUACUCUACUCGCCCAAAUUGGAUGGGGUAAGUUUAAGUAGCUUUACAACUACUUGUAGUCUUGAGAGUAGUGUACACUUUUUUUAUUACUCUACAUUUGAGGUAAAAAAAAGAAAAAAGAAAAAGAAAAAAAGAAAGUGGAAAAAUUUAUACAGAAAGUGGAAAAGGAAAAUGCAUGGGGGCAGGAACCUGUUUUGCAAUACUCCAACUUUUAUUUGGGUCACUAACAUACAAUUUAAUUUGCUUUUAUUUUUUAUCUGUAUUCUUACCUUUCAGCAAAGGGUACAAUACAAAGGGAGUGAAUGAGUACCUAUCUUCUUUCUUUCUUUCUUUCUCCUUUUCUUUUCACUUUCCUUUUUCCCAUCACCCCCACGAGAAUACAGCUUUUAACACUUUGGUCUUGACUUUCAUUACCUCACCCCCAAUACGCACAUCUUUUUUCUUGUUCUUCCUCUUUAUUUUCUUCUUUUUUCCCCCUUUGAUGGGGGGUUUUUUGAUUUAUUACUUAUAUACUUGAUUUGCAGGAACAGGACAGAAACACACUAGGAAUUACUUCAAAUACAGAAAUUUGGUAAAUUUGUUAGGUGGUGUGGUGGAAUAUUCUUAUGAACUAAACAGCUGCUUAUGGGAGUUUGAGAUUUCUUACUUAUUCACUCACUCACUCCAUAGAUAAACUUAGACUUGUUCAAAAGUAGUAAUAAUAAUCAUGGAUCCAUAUGAAGCAACAAAGGUAGUGUUUUCAAAGGUCCAAAGUUUGGAUCCGGCAAACGCCUCCAAGAUAAUGGGUCUUUUACUUGUUCAAGACCAUGGUGAGAAGGAAAUGAUUAGGUUGGCGUUUGGACCGGAGAAUCUCUUACACUCUGUGGUUGUUAAAGCUAGGCAAGAAUUGGGUAUUUUCCCAAACACGCCUUGUACUCCUUCUACUCCUUCUUCUCCUUCCCCUUUUCUUCCAAAUAAUACCAACAAUAACAACAUCUUUUCAAGACAAACUUCUUCAUCUUCUUCAAGAUUCCUCAAGAUUCCAACCUCUCUUGCUCUACCAACUCUUGCUAGUCCUUCUUCUACUUCUUCUCCUUCUUGGGGAACUUCAGUUUUCCCUGACUUUAAUCAAAAGUCUGAUGAUUUGAUUAGCCCUAUUUCAUCAUCUUCUGCUAAUAAUAACAGUAGCAGCUUUGGUACUAUGAGCUCAACAACUACUACUGCUAACUCCUCUACUUUGAACCCUUCUACCCCGCCUUUCUAUGCUACUUCUACUCGUAAUAGUAGCUUAGGAAUCAAUGGAGUUAGUGAGUUAAUGGAUGAUGUUCAACUUCAAGAACAUUUAUCCUUUCUAAAUGAGAAUUCCCCAACUCUCCGACCCAAAAGUACAGACUUGUAUUUCCCACAUGCUGAGCUCGAGUUGGGUGGCGGUGUUAGUGACUUCAAUCAUCAUGGAGUCCCCAGGACCGCAUCGUCCGCCUGGGGUGAGAAUGGAAAUGGUCUCCCACAUAGGCGAAGCUGUUCAGUUAGUGAUAUAAGCAUGGCAUCAUUAUUGGAUGAUCCUGCUUCUGGGUUGGGUUGGAAGCCAUGUGUGUAUUAUGCUAGAGGAUUCUGUAAGAACGGUUCAAGUUGUAGAUUUGUUCAUGGUGGUGGGAUGUUAAGUGAAUCUGAAGCUGCUGCGUUAGUGGGUUCACCGAGUAAGCUAGAGAUGAUGGAGCAUUGCCAUGAACUUCUUAGAUCUAAGUCCAUGCAGCAACAAAAGCUGUUAGCUGCUGCUAUAGCUUCUGCUUCUGCUUCUGCUUCAUCUUCAGCUUCUGCUGCUUCCUUCCCUUACUCUUUGAACAAGGGUUUAAGCUUAUUUGCUCAGCAGCAGCAAAAUGAUUCUCCUAGAGCUGCUGCUGCUGCUGCAGCAGCUAUGCUGAUGAGUGAGGACUUGCACAAGUUUAGCAGGUCACCUAGAGGACUCGAUAAUGGUCGCGGUGAUUCGAAUCCCGCUUCGAGGCAGAUCUACUUGACUUUCCCAGCUGAUAGUACAUUUAGAGAGGAGGAUGUGUCCAACUAUUUCAGCAUUUAUGGGCCAGUACAAGAUGUGAGAAUACCAUAUCAGCAGAAGCGCAUGUUUGGAUUUGUAACCUUUGUUUAUCCUGAGACUGUGAAGAUCAUACUGGCAAAAGGAAAUCCUCAUUUUGUUUGUGAUGCUAGAGUUUUAGUCAAGCCUUACAAGGAAAAGGGAAAAGUCCCUGAUAAACUUAGGAAACAGCAACAGCAACAGAUGGAAAGGGGAGAUUUCUCAGCUUGUAAUUCUCCCACUGCUUUAGAUUCUAGAGACCCCUUUGAUCUCCCACUUGGAACAAGAUCAAUGAUGUAUGAUACACAAACACAAUACAUCCUGUGGAGGAGAAAGCUAGAAGAGCAAACUGAUUUACAGCAAGCUUUGGAGUUGCAGAGCCGGCGGCUAAUGGGCUUGCAAUUACUCGAUGUAAAGCGAACCCUUCACCAUCGUUCGCUUUCCACCGGUGCCCCGCCCAUCCACUCGCCGAUUCAAUCUCCGAACAGUAUAUUCAAUCAACCCCUCCUCAGCUCCGAUCGUAGCAGUCCGGAUGCUUCAGAUGAAAACUGUGCCAGUCCCCCACUUAAUGAGGCCAAACAAGCAUUGCAACAAGCCAUAAAUGAGGCAAUUGCCAGAGAAAAAGAAAGUUCAGUUGGUGGGGAGGAUAAUAGCAACAAUUGCAAUGCCAAGGAAAAUCCUUGUCAUGAAGAUAAUCUAAUCAAUUUACCAGAAAGCUUGGAGCAUAAUCUCCCCGAUAGUCCCUUCGCUUCCCCCAAAAAAGUAGGUCGUGAGUACUUGACCUCGUUUUCCAACAACGCAGCCUUGGGUGAAGAUGGGGUGGAGGAGUUAUCGAAUCUAGCUCCAACAUCAGCUGAGAGCAAGUCCAAGGCAUCCCCCUUUCAUUCAGCCACAGCCACACUGGACAUGACUCCUUUCAAGUCAUCAUGUUACUUCCAAAUGCCUAGGUUUUCCCCUGGUCAUGGUGCUAUUGGUAUGUAGGUUGCGGCUAAAAGGAGAGGUUUUGGCCUAUUAAUCAUUAUUGUAGGCAAAGAUUGUGAAGUAUGACCAAACCCAUAUCCCAGAUCUUUUAAGGGGAACUAGAAAAUACUUAUUAAUAAAUUUACUCCACCUUCACCAUCAUUAGCAAUCACAACCAAUAUCUCAAAAUACUUGUACCAAAGUAGUUGUAUUAGAAGCCAUGAAUAUGAUUACCAAUUUAGCAUACAAAUUGCAAUACAUAUAAGAAAAGCAGUUUAGAAAGAAAGAAAGAAAGAAAGAAAG